AUGGUGGAGGUAGCGACGACGACGACGGCGACGACGACGGCAGCGAUGACAGCAAUAGCGACAACGACAACGACCGAUGAUGACGACGACGUCAAAAUUAUUUGGUAUCAACUUUUAAGGGAUGAACAAAUAACACAAUUAUCGCUUGUUUUGGGAGCUGUGCAACUAAUGCCGUCGAAAUCUGCAGAUCAGGUGGUACUUGAAAGGCGUCUAAGGCCAAUUUACGGUCGGGCAGGAUUCCUGCCGCUUUUGUGGGCAGCUAUUGAUUCCUGGAACAAUCGUAAAGCUAUUCAGGAGGCAGAUAAAGUACUUAAAAAACAUCCUCUCACGCACUGUGCAAAGGCCUUGAAGGCUUUAGCGCUUAUAAGGAUAGAUCGCUCUUCAGAGGCAUGGCCCCUAAUUGAGGAAAUCGAGGCAAAUCUUGAAGAACUUGACGAGGGUACAAUAGUAGUUACUUGUCAUAGUUUCAAAGAAGCUUUUACGCCUGAACGAAUCUGUUCUUUGUACGAGAGGAUCUGUGCAUCCCAACCAAAAAAUGAACGCAAUCUUACACAACUUUUCAUGAGUUACGUGAGGAUCAGGAAUUACCAGCUACAAAAGAAGACGGCGCUUUCUUUGUAUAAAGAGUUUCCUAGGAAUCCUUAUUAUUUUUGGAGUGUUAUGAGUGUGGUCAUGCAGGUAAAUCAUCAAAGCAAGUAUUUCUCAGCAUCUUUUGUAUGGAAAUUAAAUUUUAAAAUGUUACUCCACGUAUUACAAUCAUGCUCUGCAAGGUAUGUGUCAGGAAAUGGGAUUUUCGCCUUAAGCGACCCAGGUCUUGCUAAAACAAUGUAUUUGCCGUUGGCAGAAAAGAUGAUACGUAAAAUGAUUGAUUCCAACGCUAUUAAAGCGGAAGCAGAGUGUGACUUAUACGCACUGGUAUUGCAAAAGUCUGGAAAAUACGAAGAAUCCGCUAAUUUUUUAGAAAAUGAUCCUUUAUACAAACGCUAUAGUCAACAACCUAAGAACCUGCUUCUUUACCGGAUAUUGUAUCUGCAUAUGGUGGCAAAGAAUUAUUUGGUUGUUUUUGAGAAGUGUUAUCAGAUUAUUGAUGAAAUGGCUGAUGAUUGGCAUAUAUGGGAAGGGAUGCAGAAUGCUGCGUUUCAAAGGAUGCAGGAGGAGACUUGCACGAAGGAGGAAAAAGAGAUGCUCGUUGAAAGGAUGGUCGAAAAGGUAUCAUUUAUAAUUAAUAGUAAUAUAGUUUUUGAUGGAAAGCGACGACUACGCGGUCCCUAUAUUGCAAGGCUGGCGUUAUUAAUGAGGCUUUUAGAGAACCGUGUUAUUACGGCUGCUGAGUUAUCUACCCACGAACUGGGGGAUCCCGUGAAACUUUUACUAGAUUAUAUUCAUAUGUUUUACGCACUACCUUGUUGUUUUUGUGAUGUUAGUGUAUUUGUUACGCUUUUGAGCAAAGAGCAGAUUGCCACUUUUUUGGAGAAGGUACUGCAGUCGGUGAGUAUGGUGCGGAAAAAACACAUUGUCGCUGAUGAUGGCGGCGACGAGAAACUUAAAAAGCCUGAGCCUUUGAAAUGGUUUGAAAUAUUGUAUCAUCGAAUGCGGAGGGCAGUUGGUGAUCUUGAUCAUAUGCCUCCUCAAAGCAAAAGGUUGUUGGCUUCCGAAUUAACAAGACUUAUGGAAUCCAGUAAAGACUCCUCAUUGGCAUUUGCUGCUUAUGCCCAACUAAUAUCCUAUUUGUUUUGGGAUUUGUAUACUAAGCAUGGUAGUAACCGAUACCAGUGUGGACAAAAACUAUUUCUCGUUUUAGACGAUGCAUGUGCACUAUUCGAGAUGAUUCUUUUUUUGGAAUCUGUGCAGUCAGUUAGUCCUGAUUAUACUUGUCGUUUGAUGCUGUGUCGAGCGUAUGGUUUAAUUGGAGCAGUUAACCAAGUGCAAAGGCUCUUACAGUUGCUAGAUAUAAAAUAUGUACAAAGAGAUACUUUGGGUUAUUUUCUUUUCGGUUUGUUCGAGCAGUAUGGUCGUUAUAACGCCGCUAUCAUUUAUUACACUGAAUUGACGCUGUUUUUUGAUCAGUCAGAGAAAGAAAUAUCAGAAAGUGUUGUCACGGCAUACGAAAAUGGUUCUUUUUUGCAAAUACCUCGUUUGAUUGAAUUUCUUGACGCAAUUAAUCAUUCUCUUAUUGCUACCGGUGCGGAUAUAGAAAAUCGGGCCUUAAGUGCGUGUUUUGCAGUUGACAAAUCGCAACACAUUGUAGAGACUUUAUUUGGUGAUGAAGGACUUAUUGACUUUGGUGCUGUCCAAGAUAAUCGAGAUCUUUUCGCAAUUGUUUCUUUCGAAGGUGGUCAUAUACGAAGUGUUAUUGAAGAGGAGAAAUCAAAAUCUUUCCAAGAACAGCGUAAUAGUUAUGCUGACAAUGCCGUCAGAAUUAGUUCUUGUGACUCUGCUUACUUGAAGGUUGCAUGUCUAAAGCUGAAAAAUUUGCUUCUUCGUUGUGUUGCUGCUACAGGAAUCCAGGACAUUACUGCUGAGAAGUUCUCAGGUUUUCUAACGGAAUUGAAAGCACAAUACGAAUUUUGUAAGUCUCAGUAUGGAAGAAAUUACGAAGAAAGCAAAUUAAUGCAGUCGCCGCCUCCAGUUUAUAUUACGGAAUUCCUUUAUGGUGGGGAUUUAGAUCUGCUUAUAGUGCUUCUCACAACAGCGUCGGAUCUGUUAGAAUCUUCGUCUAAAAUUGAUGGGCACCAAGUUUACGGGUCUGUGGAUGAGGCGCUACGCAACUGCGUUCCGGAUGCUGGUUCAUUGGAAAAGACAGUUGCAGAAUUGGUAAAGUGUCCGAUAGAGUGGAAGAAAACCUUACAUUUCCAUAAUCUUCUCCGACAUUGUAGUAGGGUUGUCCAAACAUUAACCCUUGCUACCAUAACAUUGAAACUGUUGGGGUCGCUGGUGGAAAGACUUUACUGUGAUAUAGUUAAGCCUAAGAAAGGAUCUAAAAAAAAUUUAUGUUCAUCUUUCUUUGCCAAGAUAACUGAGUGUGUGCAGAAGGGUGCCAAUGAUAUUGGUAGUAUGCUUGGGGAAGCAGAAAAUUUAUUGAAAAAUCGUGGGCAAAUAUUUCCUGAGGUGGAUUUCGACGACGGCGAGGAAUUAAGUGAUUACUUAGUAAAACAAAAGCAGUUUGUUGAGGAUGGCAUCACAUGCAGAAAUUUAUUCCGAGAAUUCUUAAACCACCAUAUGUGUGAUCGUUAUGAGACUUUAGAUACAGAGAUAGUUGUUGAUCUUUUACUCAUAUUAAAUAGAGUUACUUUAGAACUAGUUGGAAAUAUGUUCUAUUCAGUUUUGGUCAUGGGGUAUGGAGCGUAUUUCGCACUUCUGUUUCUUGAAAAGUUGCUACCAAUGAUUCAACGAAGCUGGCUUUUAGAAUAA
Molecule: messenger RNA, 3411 nt
Organism: Enterobius vermicularis (human pinworm)
Lineage: Eukaryota; Metazoa; Nematoda; Chromadorea; Rhabditida; Oxyuridae
Source: the annotation of a GenBank genome assembly